AUGAGUAGCCAACCUCCCAGGCCAGCAACUGCAGACCCGGGUUCUCAUGAUAACCACACAACUUCUCCCUCGACCCGCAAAACCCUCCACCAGAACAUCAUUGGGAAGCUACGUCCUCUUCCGUUUCAGUAUAGAUGGGUUGUCUGGUAUGAGAAACACAUGGACUCUACCAAUUACGACGACAGACUAUACCUUUUACACGGAGAUGUUGCUGACAUUGGGAUAUUCUACCGCAUUUAUAACAACUACCCCUGGGAUAAAGUCAAGUUACGAGAUUCGGUGCAUAUUUUUCGGAAGGGAACCAAGCCCAUAUGGGAAGACCCUGAGAACAUGAAGGGCGGCUGCUGGACGUUCCAGGUUCCAAAAGCUAAGAGUCAGGCAUUUUUUCAUGAAUUGGCCAUCCUUUGUAUGGCAAAUGAGUUACAAGCCGCCGUUCAAGGAGAGCACGACCAUGUAUUAGGCGUAUCCUCUUCUGUUCGUUUCAAGACCCAUCUUGUUUCCGUCUGGAACAAAGCGGGCAGGAAUGAAAAAUCUAUCCGCAUCCUUGGUGACACUAUCAUCGAGCGUCUGUCGCCCGAAUUACGCCCUUUGUCAACUAAAACGUACUAUUAUAAACGACAUGACGAACACGAUGGCUUUGAAGCUGCCAUACAAGCUGCACAAAAGAAGAGACAAUGUGAGAAUAAAAGCAUAAAUAAAGGCGUUGAUGGCUUACCACUCGAAAAUCCAUGUUGUGGCAGCAUCAACGAAUAG
Ophidiomyces ophidiicola is the source of this 753-nucleotide messenger RNA. RefSeq lists its product as uncharacterized. NCBI's taxonomy places the organism in Eukaryota, Fungi, Ascomycota, Eurotiomycetes, Onygenales, Onygenaceae. Gene Ontology annotation, cellular component: eukaryotic translation initiation factor 4F complex. The coding region runs from base 1 to 753 and encodes 250 amino acids. Gene Ontology annotation, molecular function: translation initiation factor activity; RNA 7-methylguanosine cap binding. The transcript is spliced from 2 exons. The record is from RefSeq and is a predicted model, not a curated record. Gene Ontology annotation, biological process: translational initiation.